Molecule: messenger RNA, 541 nt
Organism: Rubroshorea leprosula
Lineage: Eukaryota; Viridiplantae; Streptophyta; Magnoliopsida; Malvales; Dipterocarpaceae
Source: the annotation of a GenBank genome assembly
CUCACCUGCGCUCUCUGUCCCAAGUCCAAAUAAACCGAAGAGAGAAAUUCCGUCGGUCUCGCCGGAAAGGGGGGUGGUUUUAGAGGGAGAUCGGAGGAAAUUAAGUUAUGGGUAAGAGUGAUAUGAGUAAGAGUAACAAGAGAUGGGCGCUGUUCAAGAGGCUGUCAUUGAGAUUGAAGUUGUUGGGGUCUGCUUUCAAAGGGAAGCGACUCCACCUUUCGUUCAUGGAUGAUGUGCUUUUCAGGAUCGUGUCGGUGUUUGAAGCCAUCGUCUUGGUUGCCGCUUUAUGUUUCUUCUAUCUCUGUUGUGGGUGCCACUUUUGACAAUCGUAUGUAUAUAUAAAUUCACUAAUUUUCAGCUUUUCUAAUGUAAUUUCUUGUAAUUUUCUUAUGGCAAAAUUUCUUCAAGUUUUUAUGGAGAGAAUGAUUGUGGGGUAAAGUUUGGAUCAAUGUGGGGGGGUUUUUUAUGUUGCUUAAUUUGUAUUACUCCCUCAUUUUGAUGUAUUUCCCCACACAGAUGAAAGUAAAUUUGUGAACUCCAU